UGAACAUGUAUAAAAGGUUCAAUCCGAUUGAAGUAAUUCUCAACAAUUUUACCGCUUUAUUGUCUUGUCUUUUUCAAUUGGGGGGUUGUCUGCCUCCAGAAUGGAUGUACAGUAUGAUUAGAUAAGAUAGAGGAUAUAAAUAUAGAGCAAUAUCUCAGAUGAUAACAUCAGUCAACUAUCAACAUGUUGUCUGUGGUGGUCCUAGGGGUGUGUUUCGCUCUUUCAAAUGGAUUUCUCCUUAGUCCAGAGGAUGGGCAGAAGGUUGCUGAUAUAAGGCUGCACCACAGGAGGAAUGGCAAGGAUAGCUUGGGGGACUAUAAGGGUGUACAGAUCAAAGUGAAUGAUGUUAGCACAUUGAGGAAAUCAAACUUUGACCCUCGUCUACCAACAAAAUUCUUUGUACAUGGAUGGUUGGGCUCACAGGAUAACUGGUACAUCUUAGAGAUGACAGAGGCUUUCCUCAAAAAGGGGAAUAUGAAUGUGUUUGUGGUAGACUGGCAGAGAGGAAGCAACAACUUGGACUAUACUCUUGCUAGGGAGAGAACAAAGACAGUAGGCAAGGAAAUUGCAGACUAUGUGAAAUUCUUGGCCAGACACACAUCACUCAACAUGAAAAAUGUGCAUUUAGUGGGUCACAGCCUUGGGGGGCAAACUGUAGGUUAUGCUGGUAUGCAUCUGAAGAACCCAAAAGUAGGCAGAAUAUCAAGUCUUGACCCUGCAGAAUUCUUGUUCAACCUCAACAAUAAAGAUGACACCAUUGACCGAACUGAUGCUGACUUUGUGGAUGUCAUACACACAAGCUGGGUCUCAAUCAAACCUAAAGGACAUGUUGACUUCUACCCCAAUGAUAAUGACGUUGGACACAUGAUGGCAGUCUACUACUUCACUGACUCUAUUAACAAUAGGUGUAAAAAUACAGCAGUACAAUGCAGAAACUGGAAGACAUUUGCUACUGGAAACUGCAAGAACAAUCGCAGUAAUGAAAUGGGUUACUAUGCAAGUCCCAGAAGAGCCUUAGGGAAAGUAUUCAUUAAAAUGAAUGAUUCAAAACGACCAUACUGUCCAGGACAGUAGAUGAUUAUUAAGGAGGUCAGCUGGGCAACAAUUUGGGAGUUGAAUUUGACCAACUGUUAGCAUUCAUUUUCAGAAAAAUAUUAAUGAAUCCAAAUAAUAUUGUAUUUUACAUUGAAAAUAAAUAAUGUUACA
Owenia fusiformis is the source of this 1206-nucleotide messenger RNA. The record is from the annotation of a GenBank genome assembly. NCBI's taxonomy places the organism in Eukaryota, Metazoa, Annelida, Polychaeta, Sabellida, Oweniidae.